CGGGCUGUUUCGCACACCACACCUCGGGGAGGGAUUUUUCCUCUUCCCCUUAGGACAAACACACUGAUUUUAAGGCUCUAAAGAUGUGUGCCAAAUAUGAAGGAGGAUUUUGACAACAUGAAUAAUGCCAGAGUUUUAGACCGGCAUCUGUAUGCUGGAUUCUUCAGAACCUUUCACCCAGACAAUGGAAGAUGGUGCUGCCCCACUGGUGUCUGCUAUGGCUGCUGUUACCUCUCGCCUCAAGGACCCAAAAGCUGCCCACUCGUGAUGAGGAGCUUUUCCAGAUGCAGAUCCGAGACAAGGCAUUUUUUCAUGACUCCUCAGUCAUUCCAGAUGGCGCUGAAAUUAGCAGUUAUCUCUUCAGAGAUACACCAAAAAGGUAUUUCUUUGUGGUUGAAGAAGACAAUACCCCAUUGUCAGUCACAGUGACUCCCUGUGAUGCGCCUUUGGAGUGGAAGCUGAGUCUCCAGGAGCUGCCUGAGGAGACCAGUGGGGAAGGCUCAGGUGACCCUGAACCUCUUGAGCAGCAGAAGCAACAGAUCAUUAAUGAGGAAGGCACAGAGCUGUUCUCCUACAAAGGCAAUGAUGUGGAGUAUUUCAUCUCUUCUAGCUCUCCAUCUGGCUUAUAUCAACUAGAACUUCUUUCAACAGAGAAAGACACACAUUUCAAAGUGUAUGCUACCACCACUCCAGAGUCAGAUCAGCUAUACCCUGAAUUACCAUAUGACCCCAGAGUAGAUGUGACUUCCCUGGGACGCACCACAGUCACUUUGGCCUGGAAACCGAGCCCCACAGCCUCUUUGCUGAAACAACCCAUCCAGUACUGUGUGGUCAUCAACAGAGAACACAAUUUUAAAAGUCUCUGUGCAGUGGAUGCAAAGCUGAGUGCCGAUGAUGCUUUCAUGAUGGCCCCAAAACCUGGACUAGAUUUCAGCCCCUUUGACUUUGCCCAUUUUGGAUUUCCUUCAGAUAAUCUGGGUAAAGAGCGCAGCUACCUGGCAAAGCCUUCUCCAAAAUUGGGGCGCCAUGUCUACUCGAGGCCCAAGGUUGACAUUCAGCAGAUCUGCAUAGGAAACAAGAACAUCUUCACCGUUUCUGAUCUGAAACCUGACACACAGUACUACUUUGACAUCUUCGUGGUCAACACCAACAGCAACACGAGCACUGCUUAUGUGGGUACCUUUGCCAGGACCAAGGAAGAAGCAAAACAGAUGACUGUGGAGCUCAAAGAUGGGAAAGUGACAGAUGUAUUUGUUAAAAGGAAGGGAGCAAAGUUUCUACGGUUUGCUCCAGUGUCUUCUCACCAAAAAGUAACCAUCUUUAUUCACUCUUGCCUGGAUGCCAUCCAAAUCCAAGUGAGAAGAGAUGGGAAACUUCUUCUGUCUCAGAAUGUGGAAGGCAUUCGGCAGUUUCAGCUGAGAGGAAAACCUAAAGCAAAGUAUCUCAUUCGACUGAAAGGAAACAAGAAAGGAGCAUCCAUGUUGAAAAUUCUAGCCACCACCAGGCCUAGUAAGCAGUCAUUUCCCUCUCUUCCUGAAGAUACGAGAAUCAAAGCCUUUGAUAAGCUCCGUACUUGUUCUUCAGCCACGGUGGCCUGGUUGGGCACCCAGGAGAGGAACAAGUUCUGCAUCUACAAAAAAGAAGUAGAUGAUAACUACAAUGAAGACCAGAAGAAAAGAGAACAAAACCAAUGCCUAGGACCAGAUAUGAGGAAGAAAUCUGAAAAGGUCCUCUGUAAAUAUUUUCACAGCCAGAACCUGCAGAAAGCAGUGACUACAGAAACCAUUAAAGAUCUUCAGCCCGGAAAAUCUUACCUGCUGGAUGUUUAUGUCAUAGGACAUGGGGGACACUCAGUGAAGUAUCAGAGUAAAAUUGUGAAAACCAGGAAAUUCUGUUAGUCACCUUGUGUAGAGAUAUAUUACAUAGAACUCCAGGAAGGAUUUUAAAUCACUUUACCUAUAGACUGACUACUCCCACAACUGAGAGAAGUUGUGACCUGUACAAGUUGUGAGCUAUGGAAGGAAGGAUAUCAUCAUGUGUAUGUUGAUGUUUAUAAAAACUUGGAGGAGACUUAUUCUAGUGUACCCCUGUGGUACCUAGUGUGUUUGAUGCCAUUGAUGUCAAAGAUAGAGGACAUCUUGAAGGAACUGCCAUCCCUUGCUUUGACCACUGCAUGAACUGCUUCUAAAUUAUUUUAUUACCUAAAAAUUUAAAAUAUGCCAUUCAUUGCACACAUCCACAAAUGCAAAACAUUCCUCUCUAUAGAUGCUAGGAUAUAUAUAAAUUAUUUUAUAAAGUUUUGUUUUAAAUGUCAGUGUCUCUAUGAUUGUAAACUAUUAAAUUCUUUUCCUGUUAAAGUACAGAUCUAAUCUAAGUAUUAUUAAGUGGGCAGCCCUCUAGUCAGUUAUAUUGCUAUUGUAAAUUCUUAUUUGUUGAGUAAAAUGUUUAAAUACUAUAUGUAUCUCAUGUACAAAGUUGACAUGCAUUAUAUUCAUGUACAUAAAAUUAAAGAUAUUAGAUUAUA
Messenger RNA from Heterocephalus glaber (naked mole-rat), 2524 nucleotides. RefSeq names its product neuron derived neurotrophic factor (gene Ndnf). Gene Ontology annotation, molecular function: heparin binding; protein binding. Gene Ontology annotation, biological process: extracellular matrix organization. The record is from RefSeq and is a predicted model, not a curated record. Lineage: Eukaryota; Metazoa; Chordata; Mammalia; Rodentia; Bathyergidae.